Drosophila sechellia is the source of this 7967-nucleotide messenger RNA. RefSeq lists its product as uncharacterized. The transcript has a single exon. The record is from RefSeq and is a predicted model, not a curated record. NCBI's taxonomy places the organism in Eukaryota, Metazoa, Arthropoda, Insecta, Diptera, Drosophilidae. Bases 7079 to 7945 code for a protein of 288 amino acids.
UAAAUGACCGUGUCUCGGCUUUAAGCGGUUAUAUUUUAGAUUCGCGGCAUAUCAGCUUUUCACACAUUACGAGUAUAUACAUACCCCUCAUUUAAGGGGCCUCAUAAAGUGCUCUACUCCCUCCAAUGCGGCUUGCAGUCCCGAAUUCUUGGGCCUCUUGGCCAAGACAGCGCAACCCAAAUUCCUUUGCAGACCGUUUUUGUUCGCUCGUCUUUCGUUGAAAUUAAUUCAAAAUUAAUUGCAAAUAAAUUACCAAGCAAUUUGUGUGUCGAGCUGGUUGUUUGCGGCUUUCGUCUCUGCGCCAGCUGCAUGCAACAUUGAAAUUGUCAGAGAGUUUGAGUAUAAAUUAAUUAUAUUGCCAGUAGUAAGUUCAACUUAUGCACGUCCACGUAAUGCCAAUAAUCAUCAGAGGCGACUUCGGGCCAAUAUAAUAAGUAUCUGGCAAGUUGAUUUUGACGUUGUCCGGCUCUAACUACCCCAACUCCUUGCCUUAAUUUCGAUUCAUUUACGCAAAACCGAGCGGAAAAAACAAAACAUACUGCAAAUGGCAAAUUGCAAACUGCAAAUUGCCUUCGUCUUAAUUAUGGUGGUAUUAAAAAAUUAUUAACAAUGUGGCUGACGUUCUGCCGACAACAACAUGAACGAACUGCUGUUGUGGUGGCUUACAAUAUCAUAAGUAAUAAGGUAAUUUCUAUUGCGUGAUAAUUGAUUGUUACUCGGUGUAAAUAUUAACAUUUAUCUCUUGAGGCGCAUUUAAGUAUUUAAUUAUUUUUAUUAUUUUAUUUUUAAUAAAUGUUUUUGAUGUCCCAGAAAAUGCAAUUCGCUUUAAUGCCCUAAAUCUCUGGAUGAUUCACUUUUGUAUCUAGCCUAUGAAUCCGUUAGCAUAUGAAUCACACUGACUUCCAUUUUGCUCCAUAACCUUUCCUUAGUCAUAUGCCAGAUGGCUCCGAAAAUUGUUCCAAAUCUCGGUUGACCCCACAUCUGCCCUUAGCAAUCGAUGCAGUCCGUCCGAAUGGCCUGGCAGCUAGGAAAAGGGAUCGGAUCGUUAAUAAUUAGCGAAACGCGAUUUGGGCCACUUGGCCUCCAUGGGAGAAAAUGUAAAAACCAUGCCCACUGGCCAUGUGAGCGGAUUGCUGCGGAGCGGGCUGGAACGGAGCUGGGCCAGGAGUUUGGCAUUAAAAUAAAUUUAAUAUAGCCGUCGCGGUGGAAGCCGGUUGGUCCAAAGCUGAGCCUGAACUUGGCUGUAUGUGGCUCAUAAUUUGCGGGGGAACUGAGACUGGGAGGGGAUUGCAUCGAACCCGAAUCCGAGCUCGAAACUGAAACUGAGACACUCCACUCUGCCGCAAGUUGGCUUCAAUUAAGCCUGUGUGUGUGUGCAAUAGUUAAAGCCAAAAAUAGCAUUUAAACUCAUUAAUUUAACGCGUGAUUAUGACCAUGUUUGUAAGAGUACAACUCCGACUCGGACUCGGAGUUCGUGGCUUCGACUGCCUGCUGGAAGUCGAGUGCGCAGUAUGAAAAACGUUGCCAAAAGGCAUAAUAUUUGUUGCCUGUGUUAUUGUUGCCGCUCGCUGUUAUUGUGGCUGUUGGUUUUGGCAUUUAUUUUGCGCUUCUUUUGCGGCCAAAAUGCUCGAAAAGUUGGCUAGCUUCCCGAGAGAGGAGCGAGUCGCGCUUUUCGACUGUCGGAUUGGCCGGAUCGUUUCGCAUCGCAUUGUUGAUGUUUUAUGCAUCAGCGGGACAAUUUGAGGUCCACAGAGAAUAUUAUUUGGAAAUAGGGCUUAAAAUCUUUCAAGAACUUCUUAGCUUUGAACAAAUUAACCAAUUAAGGUUAAAUGUUUACAAUAAUUAUUUUAAAUUACAUCUGAUUCAUCGACCGGUUUGUUUUUCCUUUAGCAAGAUUCAGAGAAGAAGAAGAUUCAUAUCUCUUUAGCAAGAGAUAGAAGAAAUCUAGUAUUAAAUAUUAAAUUUAAUAUAUAUUGAAAACAAGUAUUUCGACUAUCGUCGUCCGGUUGUUUUAAGUGUUAUAUGCUAGAUAUUUCUUUUAUUUGCAAUUUAAUAUUUGCAAAAAAUUUAAAUUAUAAAUUCUAUUUUUGUGGUCGCAUUAAUUUUCCUCCCUGCAUUUGUUUGAAUGCGUCACAAAUUAAAUGCACAUUCGCUCCGGCUUAAGGAAAAACCCACAAGACAAGCUGGAAAACUGAAAACAUAAAAAAGAUGCCACAAUUGCGAUAAUUUUUCUAUUUGUUAGCAUUGCGUUUUGGCCCCGAAAGAAAUUGGCCAUGAGCAGACAUACCUUUAUGGUUUCGCCGAGCGGGAGAGCAUUAAUUUUUUUAUGUGCUCAUUGUGGGGCCAAGUCCAAGUGCAAGUCCAAGUCGGGGACCAGGUCCGAAACCCAGUCGCAGUCCCAGUCCCAGUCCAAGUCGAACUCUUACCGGGUUGUUUAUUUAGCCCAGCCAUGCAAAGGAGGACGGCAGUGGAAGGAGGAGUCAGUCUCCUCCACUUGAUAAUUGCAAUGAAAUUGCAUUCUACUUCCAUUUAGCCAAAGGCGCUAAUUCGUUUAUUAUGAGCUCGGGCGGUGGAGGAAGAGGGGCAAGAGGAGGGCGGCCGAGAUGCACUCCGCAGAUGGCAUAGAAAAUUUCCAAGAAAAAUGCAUAAUUUUCUACUCUAUGCAUUGGGUGUGGCAUAGAUAAUAAAAAUAGAAAUAACAAUGGCAACAACGAGUUUUGUGGCCGAUUUUGUUUGUUUAAUGAGCGCGCCUGCCUGGUGGGUGGGUGAGUACUGGAUACCUCAAGGAAAACGGAAAAAAGGAACACUUGGGGACUUGGGACUUGGCCAUUUGUGGCAAAACAUUCCUGUUAGUAAGUCACUGACUCAACUCAGUAAUUAGUCCACUCAAUAAUUGCAACUAAUAUGCAUGUGGAAAAACAAGGGAGAUGGAAAAAGGACUUUCAAAACUUUGUUGGUCUCAUCGUUAGUCUUCCCUGUUGGUGCUUUAUUAUUGGCACUGCCAAUUAAGUGAAAUUUAUGUGCUUCAAUAAAUUAUGAGAGGAGCAGCUGACAUAUGCGACACAGUUGGAAAAAACAGUGGGCGUGGCCAACGCCCGCCCCUUUGAGGCGCACAAGUCAAAAAUAUUGACGCAAAACUUUCGGCCAAAAAGGGACAACGCAAAUGUGGUUCCGCUGGUGAGCGCGACACAUGUCGCUAAGGUAAAAUAGUUAUUAGUAAAUAUAUUCCGCACUCUAUUUGCAUACCCGCGGCACCCCCGCCGAUGUCCACGUUCCUUGCCACAUUACACAUACGCCGGGCUGUCCGCCGAACAAGCUCGUCGGCGCUGAGGGUAACUAAUGAAACAAUUGACGUGCUGGGAGGGCACCGAAAGCCAAAGCCAAAGCUAAAGCCAGACCCAGUGCCGGUUGAUACCGGACCCGAACAGUAGUUGACUGCAAUAAUUAUUCAAGCGCCAAGAACGACAGGUGCAGGAGCAACAUCCAUCGACAGGACGAGAUCCACAGGAGCAACAGCGACGGAAGCGGGAGCAGAACAGCAGUUGCUGCAUAGACGGCUAUUAUGCGCCCAACUUAACCUGUUUUAGUAAUUAAUUUGGGUAUUGUAUGCUUAAAUUAGUUGAGAAGGCGACGGCCAAACAGGAGACUGAUGGCAGUAAAUUGAGGAUAUAUGUAUUUUGGUGAUUGGCCAAAGCUAUUGACCCCUUUCCACAACCAAAAUGAGUUGUAUGAGGAUAAAGACAGUCAUAUUUUGCAUACAAUAUUUAUAUAGGAUAUAUUCUGAAGACGAGUAUAGUUGAUGAAUGAUUUAGCAUUAACAUGUGUGAUUGUGGUUAAUUUUAUAGUAUGAAAUAUAUAGCUACUAAGCUAUCCCUAGCAAUAUUUAUUCCAUGCCACGCCAUCGAUUAGAUACCCCCGACAUUAGCUGACGUAUUCCGGCUAAUUACCGACUCCCGCCGGACCACCUGCCUCCACCUGCCUCCACCUGCCUCCUCCUGACUUGUGUCUUCGGGGGCGGUCGAAGCAUAUUUCAAAGUCCGGCUAAAUACACUUUAAUUAUGAUUUUGCGUUUAUAAUUAUGACCUAAGCUAACGGCGGCUACAAAACGAGUUGCAAGUGGAUGUCGUGCCGAUGUUGCGCGAUGUGGCGCGAUGUUGCAGCCCGGAGUUGUAGUCCGUAAUGGCCUACGAUACCCAGCGGAGUCGUCGAAUGGCUUAAAUUAAUAAUUACGCGAAAGGCAGAAGGCAAAAGGCGCAGUGGCGACUUGCAGGCGUCCUGGCUGUUUGCAUGCAAGUGAAAAUAAUUAAUGCACUUAAUGUGUAAUUAUUUCAAUUAAACAAUGCCCUUCUCCUCCCGAACGCAAUCCUGUUUCCAUAGGUUGGGUGGAGCCGGGCGGCAUUAGGGCCGGCCUAAUUGGCAUUGGCAACUUCGCUCGGCGAUCGGAGAUAGUCUCCCCCCAAUGAGCAGAAGUAUCAAUCUGCGGAUCAGAGAAACCCGUUCUCGCCUCAAGUUAACUUAAUUAUGCUAAUGUCGUGCGAGCGGCUGUCCAGUAAAUUUCCGUGAAUUUAUAUCGACGGCAAUUGGCUUAUGGUCCAAUAUAGCCAAGCACUUAACCCAGUCGCUAAUUGUCGCCGGGUGUUAACAAACUGAUUACCAGCGUUUCCCAAUCAUAAGCUGCUGUUCGCUUUGCAUGACUUACGCUCCCCACCUGCGAAAUUGGCAGCAUAAUUUGGCGCAUGUCAUGUUAGUUGUGGCUAAUGCUGCGUGUUUUUCCCCACCUUUUUUCUUUCUUAAUGCGGUUUACGAAUAUUUUUUGAUGGUCCCCUGCAAUUAUACUGCGAUUAGAAAGUUUUCGUCCGCCCGUUGGCUUAUUGAUAUACGAAUGCCGUCUAGUAUUUCUGCAUGUGUAGAUUUAGGCGGACUUUGCGACCGGGCUAAUGGCACAUUUAUUUAUUAUGGCCAUUUGGACGAAUUACGCUCGCGUGCUCUGCUCCGUGCCAGCAACUUCCUCUCCGGCAUCCUCGCAUUCUCUCGUCGCAGCUUUUAUGACCACCAGGCGAGCAUAAGGUUCCAUUUGGCCGAAUGUCUCCUAGCCAAGUCGCUCAGCUUUCUCCGCCACUUCUAGGAACCCCACGCACUUAUGAGCUAAGAAAACUUCGACUGAGAGCAUGGCUUUUGGACAUUCCAGAGAAAAUACUUUGGGUGUUGGCGAGCAAAAGCAGUGAAGAGUAAUUCAGGCCAGGAAUUCAGUGUGUGGGAUAUACAGAUGGCACUUUUUAUGAUCAAUGCUAAAAGCAUACGAUACUUUAAUAGCAAACAAAUUCUAUAAUUUGUGGUGAUUCUAUGCUAGUGCCUAAAAUACAAGAUAUAACUUUCUAUGUGCCAUAGUUCUAUUCUAUAUUUUUUUGUUUCUUUUUAUCUGUGAAAUGCAGAAUUUAUGCUUCUGCUUAAAUCUUAAUAAUAUAAUUAGUUGCAGAUGCACACACAGCGACAACAAUCUCCUGGCAAAUAUGAUUUUCCCUACUCUCCCAGUGCGCACAAUUUGAUUAUGCCAUGUCCAGCAGCUAUUUUAGAUUUGAUUUUUCUGCACGUUUCUCAGUUUUCGCAGCGUGAUGUUUUUGUUCGCAACCAAACCCCUUUUCACUCGUUGAGUAUUUUUCAUAUUUUAAUUUAAAUUAGAGGGCAACACCCACUAAGCCACUCACUGGAUGACGAUGGCUACGAGGAUGAUGAUGAUGGCGAUGGCGAUGGUGAUGAUGACGGCAGCUGCAGACAGUGGAAAGCUGGUCGUAACUCAGUCAGACACUCGCUCCGAGCUUAACGCGCUGAUGUAUGCUAAUGAGCCGGCAUUGUCGCCGGAUCCGUCUGCUUCCCUUGCUCCUGGCCCAGCUCUGCCUCCCGAUCCUGCUCCGGACCUAACUCGAUUGCCGGGGGAGGAGCUGCAGCCGGAGAGCUUCCAUAAAUAUGCAUAAUGCAAUUAACAGCCAAAUGUAAUUGCAAGCCAGAACAAGGAGCAAAAAAUAGAAAGAGGAAAAUAAAGACAGACUGGCAUUAGCAGCUGACAAACCACCCGCAUGGCAGUCACUGUCCCGUCACAUCACUUCACAUCACAUCUCUUGGUGAAGCAUGACAGUCGCUCUGCUCCUUUGGCUUUGCAUAUGCCCGACUUUUCCGAUUCUCCGAUUUUCCGACUUUCCCGGCCUGGCCAACCUGUUCGCUCACACACUUAAUUAGGCUAUUAAACAAUUGCAGAACGCAUGCUUGCUAGGCCUGUCUCCAACCAGUUUGCAACUCGCAGUUCCGCCUCGGUCCAAUCCAAAAUCCGAUCCGAUCCCAGCCGAAUAGCUUCGAAUCUGCCGCGAAUCUGUGCCAAAUUUCGCAUAGGCACUGCCUAGCCAACUUAAGGCCAAAUCGAAAAACCGACAAAACUGAAUAACCGUUGCGUGCCUAGGCCCAGUCAGCGUCUUUCGAUAUGGCCGUGCCUGUGUCUUUACACUCGAAAAAAUUGCAAUCAACAGGGACGAAUAGUAUACAUUCAAUACUCUUGUAACUGUUUGUAUAUCAUCGUGAAUGGAUGUAUCUUGAGUUGGUAAUCUAAACUGAGGAAAUACACGAAUUCUGGAAACAUUAGUUAAUAUGUUUAUUGUAUUUCUCCCAGUGUGGCCUGCCUUUGCCUCCGUCUAUCUGCGCGUAUGGCCAACUCCGCUGGAUUUACUUGACUUGGCCUGGCUGAUUGGGCGCGCGUUGUUUUGCAUUUCCAGGCCAGAAACGGCGGCUGCGUAAUAAAAUGCAUUUUAAUUUGGCUAAAUGUUCAAUUAAAUUUAAACAUGCGCAGUCCGCUGUUUGCAAUUUUGUGUUGCCUGUCGCCGUUGCAUUGAAGUUGAGUUGCAGGAGAAGUGAAUGUGUGCGACAGGACCCUCUUCCGAUUUUCUCCAAUUUUCGACCAGCUCUUUUUCGUCCAGCAGGCCUCGAUCGAAAUUUCGACUACGAAGCAAGAAAUUUUAAAUUAGCGAUUCAUGUAACGGCCUUACGGUACACAAAAUUGUCAAAAUUCCAUUUUCAUUAAAAGUUUUGGCUAAUGUUUUGGUCCUCCCUAUUAAGGGGCUUCAGCUCACGUCAGAGCGGCUCCUCGAAUAAGCCCCCAAAGCCUCCAAGUCCACCGAAGCCGCCAUCGUCACCAUCUCCACCAAAGCCUCCUUCUGCCAAGGGAGAAUGCAAGGUCCGGACGCACUGCGUUCCGGCCGCCUUCUGCGCCGAACGGGAUAAGUUCAAGUCGAUGUGGGAUCCGCCGAAGAACCUGCCUCCGCCGUAUCCCUUCGUGGUCAGCCGAUCCAAUGAGUUGUGCUGCGAACCCAACUGCACCAAGCCACUGCCCUCGUUCGACGAGAUGUAUUACCGACCCUCGUGCAAGGACGGUCCCUACCAGCGCCACUGGGUGGAGUGUCCCAAGUUCAUGAUCCGCAAGAAGAUAAUCUGCGCCUACGACAAGCUGGAGGCUCUGAGCCCCGCCCGUCGGGUGGCCAAGAGGCGCGAGCGGACAACGCUCAGCGCCGCAGCCACAGGACCCUGUCCCCAUUUUGCUCCCUUGGCACGCUGCGUGCCAGGACGUCGUCCGCCCAGAUGCCACGCGGCCAAGACGCCCUCCUGCUGCCGCAGGCUGUGUGCCCCUAUGCCCUGCUGGUCGGAUUGUAAGCAGCCUAAGCUGGCCAAGCGACCAUUUCGACCUCGGGAGUGCGAGUGCCGAUUCCCUCUGAGCCUCUGCGAAGCGGAGCGGGGUCGCCAGUGGGUCAAAAUUCAUGGUGAGAACCACGUCUGUCCCAGUGCCAUAAAGAAGGCCAAGAAGGCGAGGAAAGCCAUGCUCGAGAAAAAGAAAAAUGAUAAGAGUAAGAAGGAUAAGGGCAAGGGUAAGAAGAAAGAUAAGGACAACGAUAAAAAUAAAAAAUAAGUUUUAAAUGUUAUAAGUUUAU